Lytechinus variegatus (green sea urchin) is the source of this 3089-nucleotide messenger RNA. RefSeq names its product beta-1,3-galactosyltransferase 6-like. The record is from RefSeq and is a predicted model, not a curated record. Gene Ontology annotation, molecular function: UDP-galactosyltransferase activity. The transcript is spliced from 2 exons. The coding region runs from base 435 to 1421 and encodes 328 amino acids. Gene Ontology annotation, cellular component: membrane. Gene Ontology annotation, biological process: glycosaminoglycan biosynthetic process. Lineage: Eukaryota; Metazoa; Echinodermata; Echinoidea; Temnopleuroida; Toxopneustidae.
UGCCCGUUGACCUCGAAUUGUCUCACUUUAUCGACGGAUCAGUCGGAGGAAAUAGCUUGGUCGGGAAGUUUCACUACCUCAGCUAAUACCACUACCAACAUCCUAUCAAUGCUGUAUGUGUAGUUGUCUUUUUAAGUGAUCAGACAAGUUGGCCAGUUUGUGUUGAUUUGUUUGGAUAUUUAGCUAUCGAAUUCGAACUGGAUUACAUUCUUAGGAUACCGAUGAGCCUCGGAGUGAUCAUCAAGAUGAAAUAGCGUAUAAUUCGAGCUUUCUGGCAUCCUCAUCAACUCUAAACUCUCAUUCAAUGCGCCACAUCACCCGCGGGAAAACAGGUACCGAUUUGCAAACGUGUGCUGGUGGAAGUUGGAACGCUGGAGUCGCGAAGUAGGAGGACCGGCAAGAGACAAGACCCUUUUGUCAGAAUCUACCCAACCAUGGCACGGAAGGCAAAGUCUCAAGCUCUGACACUUCUGCUCAUUGUCCCUCUGCUGUCCUUGGCGGGAGUCAUGUUGUACAUGUCCAAGUGCAGUCCUGGCCCUCCACCGGAGUGUCCUCAGGUGGACAACAGCCGUGUCUCCAACGAAGGGAUAAAGUCGGUCAAACGUGACUACUCUGCGUUCCUAGUCGUUCUGAUAAUGUCAGGACCUCAACUGGAUGCUCGGAGAUACACCAUCCGAGAGACCUGGAUGACAAAGAGGACAAAAGACAUCAUCAUCAAGUUUGUGAUUGGGACACAUGGGUUGUCCGGUGAGGAGAAGAAGCAGUUGGAGAAAGAAAGCGGUCUGCAUCAUGACCUCCUGCUCUUGGCAUCCGUCCAUGAGAACCUGAAGUCUAACACCCAGAAGCUCAUAGAUUCCUUUGUAUGGGUUGACAGGCAUGUGGACACCAAGUUUGUUUUGAAGGUCGAUGAUGACUCCAUAGUCAGGUUGGACGCUCUGUCCCGGGAGCUUCGCAGCAAGAACCAAGAGAAGCUCUACUGGGGAUUCUUUGAUGGACGCCAGCAUGCGCAUACCCGCGGAAAAUACGCCGAGAACGAUUGGCUCCUCUGCGAUCAUUACCUCCCAUUUGCCAUAGGCGGUGGAUAUGUCUUAUCCAGCGACCUUAUCCAUUAUGUUGCCAUCAAUGCCAAGAUGCUUAAAAAGUACAAUGCAGAAGACAUAUCUCUUGGUUCUUGGCUAGCUGCAGUUGACGUCAACCGAGAGCACGAUCCCCGUUUUGAUACAGAGUAUAAAUCAAGAGGUUGCCGCAACGUUUACCUCAUCUCUCAUAAACAGACUGCCCAGGAUCUUAAAGAAAAAUGGAGCCAUUUGCAGAAAACUGGGAAAAUGUGUGAAAAGGAAGAACAGCUACGGCAAUCAUACGUUUACAACUGGAAUAAACCACCCUCGGAAUGCUGUGAAAGGGUGCAAGGUGUUCCUUGAGUGACAUUAAGAAUCAUAACAAAGGUUAAAAACAAUUGAAAUCAAAAGAAAUUGGACAUCAGGUUCUAGAAUUCCUGAAUUUGGUGAUUCAUCUGGAUAAACUUGAGAUGAUCAUUUAUAGUGAAAAUCUAAUUCUGAAUUUUAAAAUUGUUAAUUUUUAAAAAUCUGGAAAAGUUAAUUGUCAAAAUAGGUACAUGGAAGUGAUGUCACCAACCACAUAGGAACCAGGGUGUUUUAGAUUGUGAAAUUAUCUUUCAUUUAAUAAUUAGGAUCAUGUCAUUCUCAACUUCCUUGUUCUGCAAUCUACAUUUAUUGUAUGCACACAUAUAGGCCUGAGACCCCCAGGAAACAGGAUUAGUGUUGAGCACUGGGCCUUCUGAUAAGAUAGAUUAUUAGUGUUCAUUCUUUUUUUUAUCUUGCUGUCAGCAGGAUUACACAUUGGUUUUCCCUAUUCCCUAUUGCUUUCUUUCAUUAAUUGGAGGAUAGAAAUGGAAUAAACACCAAGUGCAGUGUCUGCUGAGAGAGGCAGCCAAAAAGUAACUCUAACUUUAGAGUAGGUGGCUAACUUUCUUUGAUGAUAUUGAUAAUGAUGUUAUUAAAGAGGAUGCCAUGAUCCAAAACAUGCUUUUCGAUUCAAGGUGUUUGCGAUGGUACUGCCAAGGUUGCAUCAGUGAAUUAGCCAAUGUACUUUUGGAAAAUCCUUGCAAUCACUGACACACUAUUGGGUGUUCCUGCAUCUCAAGACAUUGGCAGAUAACUGAUCACACAAAGAAUUUCUUUUGGUACUGCCAAACUCCUGAAAGUUCCUUAAAUUGCCUAGUUCCUUAAAAUCUUGCCUAUUCCAUGCUUGCCUACUUUAUUAAGAAAUAUGCAACAAUUAUGUCAUCCAGUGCCAAAAUAUUUUGAAUUCUGUCCAUGUACGUGUAUGUUUUUUUCCAAAAGUGCUGAUGAUACCCAAAGAUAUUCUUUGGUAAUGUAUUUGUGUAUUAUGUGUACUUGUGAAUAGUGAACUACUUUAAUUUUUUUUUUUUUGUGUAUUAAUGAUUGGCCUUCUCAGCCUUAUUCUCGAGCAAAAUAUUAUUUUAGAUAAAAGAAGAACUUUGUAAAGGCAGGAGGCUAAUGAAUUUGCGAUUUGGGUCAAUUAUCUGUAGGGUUAUUUUGAUGGUCACAACAUAUCCCAGAGAUCUUGUUAGACAUAUUCCUAGGGUGUUAUUUUCCACUGUUUCUUCUUGGUUUGUUAUGUCCAAGAUGCCUCACUUAAUGUAUUGAAUUAUUAUUGAUGAAUUUAACAAUCAAUGAAUUGUGUGUAUCACAGUUUUUUUUCCUUUCAUAAUUAGCAAGCAAAGCAGUGGUGGUUUAUGUUUAUCAUAUAACAAUACUGCGAUGUUGGGUCUCUUUUUUUUCCUCAACUUUUUAAAGACGAUUUUGAAAGUAUGAAUUUUUCUUGUACAGCACUUUUACAGCAUUUAGGAAUACUCCUAAAUGUGUCUGUAAAAUUUCUCUCAUCCUACUGACUACAUUAUUGUGAAGCUAUGUUCUUGGAAGUCUUAAACAUAUGUUAAAUCAACAAAUUUAAUUUGCCAUUGAUUUUCUCCCUCUUAUUGUUUGUUGUGCUACUUUUGUUGUGAUAUGUUCACUAAUAUUUUGUGUGAAUAUAAAUUGACGGUG